UCGGUAGAGCGUGGCCAUAAGGCUCGGUUCCAGUCUCUCGUGCCACCAUCGACAAGCAAGGUGGACUCCAUCCUGAACCCCGUUCACCAAGUUCGAUUCCAAGAUGGACCCCUUGACGAUGUCCCUGACCUUCCUGGUGGGAUGUCUAGGCAUCUUCUACUACUUCCGGUACUCCUUCGGCCACUUCAAGAGACUGGGUCUCCCGAGUGCCUCGGCAGUGCCCAUCCUCGGCAGCAUGUGGCCCUUCGUGUUCAGGUUGACCCCCGUGGUCGACUUGCUCGUCGACGCCUACAACAAGUACCCAGAGAUGAAGUACAUCGGCUUCUACGACUUCAGCAGCCCCGUCUUCGUGAUAAAGGACCUGGAGGUAAUAAAGUCUAUCGCCGUGAAGAACUUCGACAGCUUCCCCAACCACAUGCCCGUGGUCGACCCGGAGUUGGACGAAAUCUUCGCGAACAACCUCUUCUCCCUUCAGGACGAUAAGUGGAGGCAGAUGAGGAACCUCCUGACCCCGGCGUUCACCUCCAGCAAGAUGAAGUACAUGUUCAAGCUGAUGUCGAAAUGCGCCGCCAAGUUCGCGGACCACAUCGCCUUGGAGCAGAAGGACAAGCCUGGGAACAAGGAAGUGGACAUGAAGACGAUCCUGACGAAGUACACGAACGACGUCAUAGCGACCUGCGCGUUCGGAAUAGACGUGGACACGAUGAAGGACCCGAAGAAUGAUUUUUACGUCCUGGGGAGGAAGGCCACGAAUUUUGACGCGCUGAUGUCGGCGAAGUUCUUCCUUAUGAGGAUCGCUCCUUGGUUGUGCAAGUUGUUGGACGUGAAGCUGAUGGACGAACGGGUGAAAAAGUUCUUCACCUCCGUGGUGGGGUCCACGGUGGCCACGAGGGACGAGAAGGGCAUCACCAGGCCCGACAUGAUCCAGCUGAUGAUGGAAGCCAGGGACAAGAACGAGGACCUGGACAUCAGGCAGAUGACCUCGCAGGCCUUCAUCUUCUUCUUCGGCGGCUUCGACACGUCCUCGUCGGUGAUGUGCUUCGCCGCCCACGAGAUCGCCGUCAACCCUGAAGUCCACGAAAGACUGCAGGCCGAGGUCGACGAGGUGUUUAAGGAGAGUCAUGGGGACCCCACCUACGAGGCGAUCAACUCCAUGGAGUACCUGUCCGCGGUGUUGAACGAGACGCUCAGGGUGUACCCGGUGGCUCCCAUGGUGGACAGGGUCUGCGUCAAGGAGUUCGAACUUCCCCCAGCUACACCGGGGAUGAAACCGGUGACCCUGUACCCUGGGUCGAGGGUCUGGUUCCCGGUUUAUGCCAUCCAGAGGGAUCCCAAGUACUACCCGAACCCUGGAAAGUUCGACCCGGAGAGGUUCCUCGGCGAGGACAAGCUGAACGUCAACAACUCCACCGUGUACCUUCCUUUCGGUCUAGGUCCCAGGAUGUGCAUCGGCAACAGGUUCGCCCUGCUCGAGUGCAAAGUCCUGCUUUUCCACCUGCUGGCCAGGUGCAACCUGAAGCCCAGCUCGAAGACGUGCAUCCCCAUGGAGUUCAGUGCCAAGGCCUUCGCCAUGCUCCCGAGAACGGGAUUCUGGCUGAACCUGGAGCCCAGGAGAAAGACGUACCUGUCUCCUGACUCCCAGUCCCACUCAUAGGUUUCCCUAAUUAAACGCUUUAUCGUCCUCUGAUAAUAAAUAUAAGAUUAAGAAUUUAA
Orussus abietinus is the source of this 1713-nucleotide messenger RNA. Its product is annotated as cytochrome P450 9e2-like. The transcript has a single exon. NCBI's taxonomy places the organism in Eukaryota, Metazoa, Arthropoda, Insecta, Hymenoptera, Orussidae. The coding region runs from base 104 to 1654 and encodes 516 amino acids. The record is from RefSeq and is a predicted model, not a curated record. Gene Ontology annotation, molecular function: oxidoreductase activity, acting on paired donors, with incorporation or reduction of molecular oxygen; iron ion binding; heme binding.